Molecule: messenger RNA, 2847 nt
Organism: Ornithodoros turicata
Lineage: Eukaryota; Metazoa; Arthropoda; Arachnida; Ixodida; Argasidae
Exons: 2
Coding region: 230-2188 (652 amino acids)
Biological process (GO): DNA replication
Molecular function (GO): DNA binding; nucleotide binding; DNA-directed DNA polymerase activity
Source: RefSeq, a predicted model, not a curated record
UCUGGAUGAAUUUGAAGUCCAAAACCAGAUAUCCGUGUAUGUCUACGCCUAUGUCGAUCAGGGAGUGCACGUGUCGCGACCCGCAAAACUGGAAUUCGAAAAGAAAAUUCAUCUUUUGGAGGUUGAUGAGCAUUUUUUUGGAAUAAAGUCCCUCGAACGCUUGUUGACAACAAGAAGUAACCAUUUUGUAUGCGAACGCUGCACACGCUCUUUCGUGAAGGAAGAGAGCAUGGCGAAACAUCGACGCCUUUGCACGGACAUAAACGAAAUCCUGUUGGAAUUUUGCGAGCCGGGAAAAAAUUUUGUAGAGUUUACUAAAAUACAGUACAUGCAACAGUACAACUAUGUCGUUGCGUUGGACACUGAGAGCGUACUCGCACCCAGUGGUGUUGGCAUGCAACGUCACAUUACCUCUAGCUUCUGUGCUGUGCUCGUGCGUACCCAUGACUCAAAGGUGAUGCGCAUUAGAACACACCAUGGGGAAGAUGCGGCAAAGCAGUGUGUGAAGGCACUCAUGGAAAUGCGUGAUGAAAUGAUUGCCUUGAACGCCUGCCCCGCUGCAAUGGUGUUGAGCGAUGAACAACAGGCCAAGCACAGAGCUGCUACCCACUGCGCAUACUGUAAACGGGAAUUCGCGAAAGACCUACCUCGUGUCCGGCAUCAUGAUCAUUCGAAGCAUUGUACUGCGGGUGAGACAAAUUAUAUCGCUACACUGUGCAACCCCUGUAACGUCGCGUGCACUACCAGAGAAAAAUUGCCGAUCAUGGUCCACAAUUUGUCUUAUGAUCUGGCUGGACUGUUACGGGAAUUUCACGUUCUCGGGUGGAAGCGACCUCCCUUCAUUGUGGCCAGCUCCAUGGAAAAAAUUCGUUCGUUCGAAAUUGGUACCUUCCUCUUCAGAGAUACCAUGCAGUACCUAAAUUCGUCGUUGGGGGACCUCGUGGAAACCGUCAAAUCCAUGGGGGGAGCCGAGGCAUUCCAAUGCUUGAAGCAGGUAUUUGGAAAGGACUACGAAAUUUUACUUCGUAAAGGUGUAUUCCCGUACAGCUAUGUCAGUUCUUUCGCAGUUUACGAUGAAUUGACCUUGCCAGAAAAAUCCUUCUUUCGAAACGAUCUCACGGGGGAGGAUAUAAGUGAGGAGGACUACCAGUAUGCAUUGCUCGUAUUUGAACAUUUUGGGUGCCCAAAUUUGAGGGCUUAUAAUGCAUUGUACCUGAAAACGGAUGCCAUAUUACAUGCGGACGUGAUGCAGCACUUCCGACGUCUGUGCUACAGCGCACGCGGAUUGGAAUUGCUUCAUUGUGUUUCUCUGGCAUCCUAUUCGUGGCAAUGCGCCCUAAAUUACACGCAGGCAAAAUUGGAAUUGAUCACCGAAGAGGACAUGUACAGAACUAUCGAAUCGGGCGUUAGAGGUGGGCUCUGUCAGGCGAGCAGGCGUCAUUUGCAGGCUAACAACCCUCAGUGUAGUGGCUAUGAUCCCGAUAAAGAGGAGGUGUACAUAUCAUACAUAGAUUGCAACAAUCUUUAUGGAUUUAGUAUGAUAAAGCACCUCCCCGUCGGUGAUUUCGAAUGGGUCGAGGAUUUUAGCUCCGUGGAUUUUAUGCGUCACCCCACGGAUUCAGAUGUGGGGUACGUGUACGUAUGUGACUUGGAGUAUCCAAAAUCUAUCCACACUCUAACGAGGUACUUCCCCCUGGCUCCCGAGAAGGCAGUAGUCCCAAAGGAAUGGCUCUCGCCAUUCCAGCGAGGGCUUCUCGAAGAAUUAAUGUAUCAGCCUGCUAACAGCAAAAAGCUGUUGCUUACGUGCAAAGACAAAGUCGAGUACGUUGUUCAUUACGCGCUGCUCGCACUCUAUUGUAGAUUAGGCAUGAGAGUGACAAAAAUUCACAGAAUUCUAAAAUUUCGCCAGGCGCCAUUCCUGCGUCCCUACAUCGAGGACAAUGUUGCCAGACGUGUUGCCUCGGGCACGGCAUUCGAAAAAAACUUCUACAAACUCUCAAAUAAUGCAGUCUUUGGGAGAACACUUUUAAAUAAAUUUAACAUGCGUGAUAUUCGAGUAGCCUUCGAUGAGGAGACGGCGAGUCGCCUCGGGAGUCAGGCAGAAUGCGUGAGGAUGGAAAUUUUGUCCCCGGAUUGUGUCAUGUACGAAAUGCGCAAAAGAAAGGUGCGGUGCGAUUUCCCGCUCUAGAUUGGGUUUACGAUUUUAGAACUCAGUAAAUUAACCAUGUACUCAUUCUACUAUGAAACCUUGCUGAGCAAGCUCACUUGUCCGGUGAUUACCUGUUACUUUGACACGGAUACUCUGAUCCUUGGCCUAUUCUGCAAGGACUACGAAGAUCAGUUACGAGCGAUCGCCGACGACCACUUAGAUUUGUCUUCCUUUGAUCGGGAUCAUCCACUGUACAGUGAAAAGAAUCGUGGAAGACUUGGCGCAUUCAAAAGCGAAACUGGUAGUGUACCUAUCGAAGAAGUAAUAUGCUUGAAAGCUAAAAUGUACUCUAUCAAACUAGCUGGAGAAAAGCAAAUUGCAAGAGCUAAAGGGGUAAAGAAAAAUAUUGUACGCAAGCACCUCCUCCAUGAGACAUACUACGAUACCUUGUUCAAUCACACGAGCGUAUCGAAUGAGCAAGUGUCAAUAGUUGGAAAGAAACAGUGCAUGUACACCAUCAGAAAUGUCAAAAGAAGUCUGAUGGCAUAUGACGACAAGCGAUACCUCUGCAAUGACAUCGAAUCCUACCCUUACGGAAGCUGUGAAUAUGAAGAUGUGCGGGAAGAGAACUGAUACUUCUGUGACAUGCUGUUCUCGCGUGUGGUCUGGGACUGAGCCGUGGAUGGAGAAGGACGAAC